CUCCGCCAAUCACCACUUGAGGCCAGCCCGGCUCAGCGCCGGAAGGAGCUGUUGCCCCGAGCAACUGCAACUUCCGGCUUUCGGAGUUUUUGUGGCGGUAAAGGACAUGAGUAAAGGCCGGGCGGAAGCCGUGACGGGAGCCUCCGGGAUCCUGCUGAGGUACCUACAGGAACAGAACCGGCCCUACAGCGCCCAGGACGUGUUCGGGAACCUGCAGCGGGAACACGGACUGGGCAAGGCGGCGGUGGUGAAGGCGCUGGACCAGCUGGCCCAACAAGGCAAGAUCAAAGAGAAGAUGUACGGCAAGCAGAAAAUAUACUUUGCUGACCAGGAACAAUUUGACAUGGUCAGUGAUGCUGACCUCCAAGUCCUGGAUGCCAAAAUCGUGGCCCUCACUGCUAAGGUGCAGAGAUUGCAGCAGGGCUGCCGCCACAUGGAGGCUGAGCUGAAGGAGUUAGCUAGUGCCCUGACCACACCGGAGAUGCAGAAAGAGAUCCAGGAGUUAAAGAAGGAAUGUGCUGGCUACACAGAGAGACUGAAGAACAUCAAAGAGGCCACCAACCACGUGACUCCAGAAGAGAAAGAGCAGGUGUACAGAGAGAGGCAGAGGUACUGCAAGGAGUGGAGGAAGCGCAAGAGGAUGGCAACAGAGCUGUCUGAUGCAAUCCUUGAAGGAUACCCCAAGAGCAAGAAGCAGUUUUUUGAGGAAGUUGGGAUAGAGACAGAUGAAGAUUACAACCUCAAGCUCCCAGAUCCCUGAAGCCCUCCGGCAGGCCUGGGAACACAGAUGUCCUGGACUGGCUGCCUUGUUUAGGUCAGCUUUUUUGUUGUUCCUGCUGCUGUCCGCUUUUGGGCACACACCAAAGUACUGGGUGGAGCACUGGUGGCCCAGAGAGGAUGGUUUCACACAUUUCGUCAUCCACGUUUUGACUGCCUGAACUUAACAGUUAGAUGGGGAACAAUGCAAAAGGAAAGCAUUUGGCAAUAUUUAUUGUAAUAUAAUUUGAUAUAAAAAUAUUUAAUUUCCUCUGGAUAAUCAAACCUCCCAGAUAUCAAACCUGAGGAUGGCAAAAGAGAGCUUGGGGGACAAGGGCAGGGAGAGGCUACUAUGCACAGCAUUUAAGGAGCCCAGGGCCUCACCCAGGACUCUCCUGGGCUCUACACUCCAGGAGACCUUUAGAAAAUCUUCUCUACCCACCUUCACCCCACCCUAAGUCCUGGGAGAAAUGCAGGCAGCACUGAGAUGGUGGAGACCCAGAUACACUUGACAGAAAGCCUGGGAGUGGUCUUGAGACCAGUUUUCCAAAAUUGUAACUUUAGCAAAAUUGCAUUGUUGGUGUUUAGAAAAAUUAAAAAAUUUAACAUGUA
This is a messenger RNA of Delphinapterus leucas (beluga whale), 1368 nucleotides long. RefSeq names its product PSMC3 interacting protein (gene PSMC3IP). The record is from RefSeq and is a predicted model, not a curated record. Gene Ontology annotation, cellular component: condensed nuclear chromosome; DNA recombinase auxiliary factor complex. Lineage: Eukaryota; Metazoa; Chordata; Mammalia; Artiodactyla; Monodontidae. Gene Ontology annotation, molecular function: recombinase activator activity; double-stranded DNA binding. Gene Ontology annotation, biological process: homologous chromosome pairing at meiosis; meiotic strand invasion involved in reciprocal meiotic recombination; meiotic joint molecule formation.